ACCCUCACUUUCUCCCUUGCGACACUUUUUUUUUCUAACUUCCUCAGGAUAGGUACCUACCUAGAUACUAAAUAUAAAAAAAUCCCCACAGACUAGCCCACGAAGUUACCUUUUUUCUCUCACUCAAUGAAUUCACCCCCUCGGCCUCGAUCACAGUCUUCACUACUACCUAACAGAGAAAGAAAAGAGGAGGAGGAGGAGGGGGAGGGGGAGGGGGGGCUGAGUCGAGAAAGAUGCAGAAGUAGAGAACGACACAAGCUCCCUUCCAGAGCACCGAGACCCACGCACUUCUCUCCUUCCACGGCCACGGCGGGGGAACAAGAUGAAUUCAAGCAAGAAGAGACGGCAACGACACACCCCACCACCACCACCACAGCAGCAGCAGCAGCCUGUCCCUGCGCCUGCCACGAAGAAUCCGCAGCCCGCGAGGGGCGGCCGCGCAUCGCGUUCACGGAGACGCGGUACCUCGUGUGUCCGGUGUGCUGGGUCGACGCGUACGUCUACGCGCACAGCAGCAGUGAUGGUGAUGGUGAUGGUGAUAGUGAUAGUGGUACCAACAGCGACGACGACGACGACGACGACGACGACGAGAAGCAUAAAAGAAGAAGAGAGAGGAGGAGGAGGAGAAGGAGGAGACACGUGAGGGGUCAGGAGUGCGAGAUGUAUCUCCGGGACCGGGGGCUGGAUCCGAGGGUCCCGGCUUCGCGGCAGUGUUAGUGGGUAUGGCCUAGGCAUGCUUGUAUAAUUUUAUGAGGAUAGGAAGGGAAAAGGAAAGGGAAAAGGGG
Messenger RNA from Hypoxylon fragiforme, 785 nucleotides. RefSeq lists its product as uncharacterized. The transcript has a single exon. Bases 127 to 717 code for a protein of 196 amino acids. Lineage: Eukaryota; Fungi; Ascomycota; Sordariomycetes; Xylariales; Hypoxylaceae. The record is from RefSeq and is a predicted model, not a curated record.